Ipomoea nil (Japanese morning glory) is the source of this 2189-nucleotide messenger RNA. RefSeq lists its product as uncharacterized. The transcript is spliced from 3 exons. The record is from RefSeq and is a predicted model, not a curated record. Bases 138 to 1877 code for a protein of 579 amino acids. Lineage: Eukaryota; Viridiplantae; Streptophyta; Magnoliopsida; Solanales; Convolvulaceae. Gene Ontology annotation, molecular function: peptide-O-fucosyltransferase activity. Gene Ontology annotation, biological process: protein O-linked glycosylation via fucose.
UACUAAUGAUGAAUUCUGGUUUACACUCCUACGUCGCAACUGCAAAAACGCACACUGAAAAGUGUACUGCGUGAGAGAGAAACCAGAGCUUACAGUUACAAAUUCUCGAUGCGCAUUUGAUCUUCGUCACCAGCACAAUGGACAGAGCAUCCUCUUCCGACGACGAAGAGGAUAGCCGUAACCUAAUCGGCGACGGCGAACGGCGGGACGGCGCGAGAUCGCCUGGCCGCUCCUCCUUCCAGAUCGACGGCAAUAAAGACCGCUUCAUCGACCCCGCGCGGUUCAACUUCAUCUGCAGGAAGAGGUACUGCUUAGCCAUCAUUCUCCCACUCUUCGUUAUCCUUCUCUAUGCCACUACCGACAUCAAAAACAUCUUCCGAACCGGAGUCUCGAAGAUUACUUUCGAUUCUCCGGCUAAUCGCAUGCGCGAGUCCGAGUUGCGGGCUCUGUAUUUGCUUAGACAACAGCAGUUAGAGCUUUUCAAGCAGUGGAAUCAUACAUUCGUAAAUAAAACGAGAUUGGCUGCUGUUAAUAAUACUGGUAAUUCUACUUCUAGUAAUGCUGGUAGCGGUAGUUCGAAUUCGAGUUUGGAGAGGACGGGAUCUUCAUUUUCCGCUGUAUUUUUAGAGGAUCUGAAAGCUGAUUUGCUAAGUCAGAUUUCAUUGAAUAAGCAAAUUCAACAAGUGCUCCUGUCAUCCCAUCAAUUGGGGAAUUCAUUAGAUUUAUCUGAUAAUAACACAGAUCCAAGCAUUAGCGGUUUAGGUAGGUGUAGAAAGGUUGAUCAGGGAUGGUCUGAGAGGAAAACUAUAGAGUGGAAGCCAGAAUCAAAUAAGUACUUGUUUGCCAUUUGUGUCUCAGGCCAAAUGUCGAACCAUUUGAUUUGUUUGGAGAAGCACAUGUUUUUUGCAGCUGUACUUAACCGGUUUUUGGUUGUUCCAAGCUCAAAAGUUGAUUAUGAGUUUCAGAGGGUGUUGGAUGUUGAUCACAUUAAUAAGUGUUUGGGGAGAAAAGUAGUCCUCACUUAUGAGGAGUUUGCAGAAAGUCAGAAGAAUCAUGUGCAUAUAGAUAAGGUCAUUUGUUAUUUUUCCCAGCCACAACCCUGCUUUAUGGAUGAUGAUCGAAUUAAAAAGUUGAAGUCUUCAGGGGUUUCUAUGAAUAAGAUUGAAACUGCUUGGAAUGAGGAUGUUAAGAAGCCAAAGCAAAAGACUGUCCAAGAUAUAGUUUCAAAGUUUUCUUCAAAUGAUGAUGUUAUUGCUAUUGGUGAUGUGUUCUUUGCUGAUGUGGAGACAGGCUGGGUGAUGCAGCCAGGUGGUCCCAUUGCCCACAAAUGUAAGACACUUAUCGAGCCCAGCCGUCUUAUUAUGCUCACUGCCCAGCGAUUUGUUCAGACAUUUUUGGGAGAGGACUUCAUAGCACUUCACUUCCGUAGACAUGGCUUCUUAAAAUUUUGCAAUGCCAAGAAACCAAGUUGCUUCUACCCUGUUCCUCAAGCUGCAGAUUGUAUCAAUCGUGUGCUUGAAAGGGCCAAUUCUCCAGUAAUAUAUCUAUCUACAGAUGCUGCUGAAAGUGAAACUAGUUUGCUUCAGUCUCUUGUUGUCUUCAAUGGAAAGACUGUGCCACUUGUUAAAAGACCUGCUCGUAAUUCAGCCGAAAAAUGGGAUGCGCUAUUAUAUAGACACGGCCUUGAGGAAGACACUCAGGUGGAAGCAAUGCUAGACAAGACGAUAUGUGCUUUGUCUUCGGUGUUUAUUGGAGCUCCGGGAUCCACCUUCACCGAGGACAUUUUAAGACUCCGGAGGGGCUGGGGAUCAGCAUCAAUGUGCGACGAGUAUCUUUGUCAGGGUGAAGUGCCAAACUUUAUUGCAGACGAUGAGUGACUCCCUAAAUUUCUUAUACUUUUCGUAUUGCCACCAGCAGAGCCUAUGGAAUCAGAAAACUAUUCAUUCUUCAUCGAGUUUCACUGAUCAACAUUUACUGGAAGCUGAAGAUGAUAGAAAUGGUUAGAUGGUGUUUGCUUUGUUCACUUCUAUGUAUGGCCAUCUGCAUUUUUGCCCCAUUUUUUCUCUGUAUUUUAGUGUACAAUAUUAGCUUUAGCACAUUGCUGAUUCGUUUUGUCCUACAGAUUUUUAAAAUUUUUUAAUUUCAUUUGGGCAUAGAUUUCUUCUGUGCUCCAUUGUUCUUGUAUCUCA